ACGGUAGUUGCAUUGAAAACUAUUGCUAUGUGUAUUUGACUAAACAUUGUUUGCACAGAAAAAAAAAUUAAAUUGAUUAUUUUUGAUAUACGAAAUUUUAAAGCAAUUCUCCAAAUUAAAAUUGCACGAGUCCUUGAACGGUGCAUCGUCAUUGCCGCCUAAAUCCCUCGUAUCAACCCAUAAAUGGUCGACGAUUCAUCGCAGCAACGCAGCAAAAACUGAAAAAAAUCCCGCAAUGGCACGUUCGGAGCGCGAAAUUGCCCUCAACUAUCGCGACACUUGCUUGUAUUUCUCGGAUGUGGAUUUGCUGAAGGGCCCCUACUGGCUGAACGAUCAAAUUAUCUCGUUUUACUUCGAGUAUUUGGAGUGCGACGUGUUCCAGGCGUUCAACGAGCGUUUUUUGUUCAUUUCGCCCGAAGUGACGCAAUGCAUUAAAUUUUCGCCCGAGGAUGUCGCGAUGUUUUUGGAGCCUUUAAGAGCGCACGAAAAGGAUUUCUUGUUCUUCGCCUUGAACGACAACUCGCAAGUUGAACGGGCAGGCGGAAGUCAUUGGUCGCUGUUGGUUUAUUCGCGUCCCGAAAACACUUUCUUCCAUUACGACUCUUCCUAUGGCGCGAAUCACACGCACAGCGUUCUCUUGACGCAAAUUCUGAUGCAGGCGUUGCAAGUGCCGCAUGCCGACUUCCGUCAGGCGUCGUGUCUGCAACAAACGAACAGCUACGACUGCGGCAUUCACGUUUUGUGCACCGUCGAUCUCUUGUGUCGCAUGGCGAUUCAGCGCGGGGAACUCGAAGGAGCUGGCUGUGUCUCGCACGAAGCAAUUAACUGCAAGCGGAACGACUUGAUGAACAUUAUUUUGGACUUGGGAGGCAGACUUUACUAAAAAUGCGUCGCACGCGUCUUCCGGUUAGCCGUUGUUGAUCCAUUUAGUGUGUGACUAACAUCACUUAGCGUUAACUUAAUUUAUUUCUGAUUUUUUUGGAAGAUAUCACGUCGUCACUUUAAAACGCAAAAAAUGUACAUAGAAUAAUUCCUGUGAGAAUAAAAUUAAAAAAAGAGAGUUCGAUUAUAUAUUAAUUAAUGAAAAAUCGGUUUUUUAUUUCUUUU
Culicoides brevitarsis is the source of this 1107-nucleotide messenger RNA. It is a transcript of the gene Den1, whose product is annotated as sentrin-specific protease 8. Gene Ontology annotation, molecular function: deNEDDylase activity; cysteine-type peptidase activity. Bases 236 to 883 code for a protein of 215 amino acids. The transcript has 2 exons. NCBI's taxonomy places the organism in Eukaryota, Metazoa, Arthropoda, Insecta, Diptera, Ceratopogonidae. Gene Ontology annotation, biological process: protein deneddylation; proteolysis. The record is from RefSeq and is a predicted model, not a curated record.